UGAUAAAGAGCUGUGCUGGUUGCGCCCAGUUUCAAACCGUCGUGGCCACCGAUUAUGAGUCUGAAGUGAAAGAACUAUGCAGAAAACAAACAGCCACCCCCAAAAUGGCUCCUCAAUACGCUCCUAGUCUGCGUUCCCGUUUGGCUCCUUUACUGCUUAUUCUGCAAACUGGAUUCAUCAUCAUAGCUGCACUGUGCUUUGAAACCAAAGAAACCAACAAACUCGACAGGAAACCCUUCCUCCACUAUUACCCAGAGUUCCAGGAUGUGAAUGUGAUGGUGAUUCUUGGUUUUGGCUUCCUGUGCACCUUCCCAGUUCGGUAUGGGUUCAGCGGCUCUGGGUUCAACCUCCUAGUUGCCAUCAUUGCCACCCAAUGGGCUCUUAUACUGAACGGCAUUGACUCCUGGUACAACACCAAGAUAAUCAGAAUUGAUUUGAAAAGCAUUAUAAAGGCAGAGUUAUGUGCCGUUUCUGCACUCAUUUCAAUCGGAACCGUACUGGGAAAGACAAACCCAGUCCAGCUCACCCUGAUUGCCCUGCUGGAAGUGACAGGAUUCGUCCUGAAUGAAUGGCUCCUCCAGACGCUCCUGAAAGUGCGGCCUCCGAACAGCAUCAUGUUGCUUCAUGUCUUCGGGGCCCUCUUUGGACUCAUGCUGACGUGGAUCCUGUACAGAGAUGGCUCAAAGCAGGGAUUUGAGAAGGAGAAAUAUGACGAGAAAUCAGGAUUGUUCUCAAUGUUGGGCGUUGUGUUUCUCUGGAUGUUUUGGCCCAGUUUUAACUCGGUACUGGUGGAUGAUCGAACCCGUCUGAAAGCGGUGUGCAGCACCUACCUGGCCCUUGCCGUUAGUGCUGUGACAGCAGCCGCUCUGGCUGUGCUCUCCAGUCCCAGGGGAAAACUCAACCUAAUCCAAAUGCAAUCAUGCAUCCUUUCGGGCGGCGCUGCUGUUGGGGUUUCGGUGUCGGUAGUUCAGCAGCCGUGGGAAGCCAUGGCACUCGGAUUCACUGCUGCCAUAUUGUCAACCCUGGGAUACAGAUAUCUUAAGACCCACUUGCUGAUUGCAUUUGAGUGCCAUGACACCUGCGCUGUUCUGAGCACACAUGGACUUCCUGGUCUGCUGGGGUGGCUUGCACAACUGGUCCUGCAGAUUAAAGACUCUGAUGACCACACUGUGGCUGUCCGUUUUGCUGUGUUUCACAUCUGCACUCUCUUUACUACCGUCUCUUUAAGUUUGUCCAUGGGAACCCUAACAGCCUUUCUCCUCAAGUGGAAGUUUUGGAGACCCCCACAAAACAAAAAAUGCUUUGAUGAUCAGGCUUUCUGGGAGGUAUUCACACAUAAAUCUCAAAGGAAAAAAAAUAUCAGAAACGAUCAAAACUAUUUCAGAGAAUCACAUUAAUUUCUGUUAUGUGAACUUGAUGUUUUGCGUUUUGCAGUUUCCCAACCUCGUGGUACGGAAGUGAGAAGAUGAAGGAAAAAGAUGAUCAGCUCUCAUUUUGGAUAUGGCAUUUCUACAUUAAUCUUUGCUACUGAUCAUAACUUUUAUAAUUUUGUUUUUCUGAAGAGUAGAAAUUAGUUGUGUUUGUGCGA
Messenger RNA from Poecilia latipinna (sailfin molly), 1588 nucleotides. RefSeq names its product Rh blood group, D antigen (gene rhd). The record is from RefSeq and is a predicted model, not a curated record. Gene Ontology annotation, biological process: ammonium transmembrane transport; ammonium homeostasis. The transcript has 9 exons. The coding region runs from base 105 to 1397 and encodes 430 amino acids. Gene Ontology annotation, cellular component: plasma membrane. Gene Ontology annotation, molecular function: ammonium channel activity. NCBI's taxonomy places the organism in Eukaryota, Metazoa, Chordata, Actinopteri, Cyprinodontiformes, Poeciliidae.